This is a messenger RNA of Agelaius phoeniceus (red-winged blackbird), 1599 nucleotides long. The record is from RefSeq and is a predicted model, not a curated record. Lineage: Eukaryota; Metazoa; Chordata; Aves; Passeriformes; Icteridae.
AUGGCGCUGAGCGGGGUCGUGAGGGCGGCGAGGGGCAGGUGUGCGCGGGCUCUGCGCUCGGUGGUGCCACCUGCGGCGGGCACAGGUGCCACCCGGGGCACAGGUGACACCAGAGGCACAGGUGCCACCCGGGGCACAGGUGCCACCCGGGGCACAGGUGACACCAGAGGCACAGGUGCCACCCGGGGCACAGGUGACACCCGGGGCACAGGUGACACCAUCUUCGCGCUGUCCUCGGCGCCGGGGCGCUGCGGCGUGGCCGUGAUCCGGGCCAGCGGGCCGGGCAGCGGGGCCGCCCUGCGCAGCCUCACCGGGACCCCCGAGCCCCCGCCCCGGGUUAUGGCCCUGCGGCGCAUCCAGGACCCCCAGACCACCGAGACCCUGGACAGGGGGCUCGUAGUGUGGUUCCCAGGGCCCCGCAGCUUUACCGGGGAGGACUGCGCCGAGCUGCACGUGCACGGGGGGCCCGCCGUGGUCAGCGGGGUGCUGCGGGCCCUGGGCCGUUUGCCGGGGCUGCGUCCGGCCGAGCCGGGCGAGUUCACCCGCCGGGCGUUUGCCCACGGCAAGCUGGACCUGACGGCGGCCGAGGGGCUGCGGGACCUCAUCGGGGCCGAGACGGAGGCGCAGCGGCGCCAGGCGCUCCGGCAGAUGGAGGGCGACCUGGGCCGGCUCUACCAGCGCUGGAGCCACUCCCUCACCCAGGCACUCGCCCACCUGGAGGCCUACAUCGACUUCAGCGAGGAUGACAACGUGGAGGAAGAGGUUCUGACCCAAGUGCGUGUCACCGUGCGGGCGCUGCUGCAGGAGCUCCGGGGCCACCUGCGGGACGGGCGCCGGGGGGAGCUGCUGCGGGGGGGGGUCCGGGCCGUCAUCGCCGGCCCCCCCAACGUGGGCAAGAGCAGCCUGCUCAACCUGCUCUGUCGGCGCCCGGCCGCCAUCGUGUCCCCCACGGCGGGCACCACGCGGGACGUGCUGGAGGUGGCCCUGGACAUCGGGGGGUACCCGCUGGUGCUCAGUGACACCGCGGGGCUGCGCCAGGCCACCGACCCUGUGGAGCGCGAGGGGGUGGCCCGGGCACGCGCCCGGUUGUGCCAGGCUGACCUGGUGCUGGCAGUGCUGGAUGCCACCUCGGUGCCACCCACGCCGGUGGCUCUGGAGGCAGCGCUGGCAGCGCUGGAGCCGCCCCCGGGCACCCCCUGCGUGCUGGUGCUCAACAAGGCCGACCUGAUGGGGGGGCAUGGGGGGUCCCUGAGUGCCACCAGUGCCCAGGGACCCCCUGGACCCCCUGCCACCCUGCUGUCCUGCAAGACGGGCGAGGGGCUGGAGGCGCUGCUGGAGCUGCUGACACAACAGCUGGCACAGCUGUGCGGGGAUCCCCUCCUGGGCUCUCCCAGCCUGACUCAGAGCAGGCACAGCCGCCACCUCGGGGCGUGCGCGGCAGCCCUGGAGCGCUUUGGGGACCUUGGGGACAGCGGGGACCUGGCGGUGGCGGCCGAGCAGCUGCGGGUGGCGCGGCGGGAGCUGGGCAGGAUCACCGGGCACGUGGGCGCCGAGGACGUCCUGGAUAUCAUUUUUAGGGAUUUUUGUGUCGGGAAGUGA